Molecule: messenger RNA, 2274 nt
Organism: Alternaria atra
Lineage: Eukaryota; Fungi; Ascomycota; Dothideomycetes; Pleosporales; Pleosporaceae
Exons: 5
Coding region: 1-2274 (757 amino acids)
Biological process (GO): intracellular signal transduction; protein phosphorylation
Cellular component (GO): cytoplasm
Molecular function (GO): ATP binding; protein serine/threonine kinase activity
Source: RefSeq, a predicted model, not a curated record
AUGCUAGACAAGGUCAACACCCGCAUACCAAAGCCCGUUACGACACCACAAGCGCGCAGCUUCCUCAACAAGACGUGUCAAGGUGCGACUCACUCCACACAGGAUACGCCAGCACAACAUCUGACAGCACAGGAAACAUUCAAUGCGCGCUCCGAGUAUAGCAACAGCGAAGAUGACGGCAGCGCCCAACACCGCAUCAACCAAUACCUAGUCAAGCAGGAGAUUGGCCGCGGCUCCUUUGGCGCUGUCCACCUCGCCGUAGACCAAUAUGGCCAAGAAUUUGCUGUCAAGGAAUUCUCCAAAUCGCGGUUACGAAAACGCGCUCAAUCCAACCUCCUUCGCCGACCCACGGCUGCGAAACGAAUGCGCGCGCUCCCUGCUGGCAUCGGCUUCAAUUCACCGCUGCACCGGCACUCGGUAACCGAGGAAAACAAUGCCUUUGAGCUGAUCAAGGAAGAGAUUGCCAUUAUGAAGAAGCUACACCACCCGAACCUUGUCACGCUGAUUGAGGUACUGGAUGAUCCAGAGGAAGACUCGCUAUACAUGGUCAUGGAGAUGUGCAAGAAGGGCGUCGUCAUGCAAGUUGGUCUCGAGGAGCGCGCCGACCCAUACAGCGAAGAGCAAUGUCGGUGUUGGUUCAGAGACAUGAUACUGGGUCUCGAGUACCUCCACGCUCAGGGUAUCAUCCACCGCGACAUCAAGCCAGAUAACUGCCUGAUCACAGAAGAGGACGUACUAAAGAUUGUCGAUUUCGGCGUAUCAGAGAUGUUCGACAAGGAAGGUGAGAUGAAGACGGCCAAGUCAGCGGGCUCGCCAGCUUUUAUGCCGCCGGAGCUGUGUGUUGCCAAGCAUGGCCAUGUUUCGGGAAGAGCUGCAGAUAUAUGGUCAAUGGGCUGCACGCUGUACUGCCUUCUGUUCGGAAGGAUACCGUUCGAAAAGCAUGGUAUGAUCGAGCUCUACCAAUCGAUCCGAACGGACCCAUUGGAGUUCGAGGGCGAGUGUAACCCUGAGCUCAAGGAUCUCCUGCAGCGGCUUAUGGAGAAGGAUCCCAAGAAGAGGAUCACCAUGGAAGAGAUCAGAGAACACCCAUGGGUCACGCGACAAGGGACCGACCCUUUGUUAGCAAAGUCGGAGAAUGUCGUCAUCAUCAUUGAUCCGCCUACCGAUGAAGAGGUGAAUGCCGCCAUCACAGGCAACAUGGGUCACUUGGUAACAGUGGUACAAGCGGUGAAGCGCUUCAAGCAGUUACUAUUCAGGCGACGACCAGACCGUAUAGAAAGCAUACUGGGUAGUGCCUCACGCAUUGUUCAACCUCCCAUGUCCAUGCGACCAUCAGUAUUACGCAAAUCGAAAUCACAAGACACACACGACCGGCGACCAGUUGAAGGCGCACUCUCCAUCGAGGGUGUACACCACCAGAUCAAAGUCGACGACAAGGGCCAAAGGCUUCCCCAUAAGAUGGAUGACAUGGCAUAUGUCAAACCCGGUCUCCGAGCUGAAGCUGCUGGCAAACGCUCAGCACCUAAGUCACCUGCUACUAGCAGUCCGACAGCGCCGACAGUACCGGAUCUUGAUGGUGCCAAGGUCAUAAACGAGAACAUGUCAAUCCGACCACCGCCAAUACAUUCCAUCUCAACACCUACCGGCAUCAAUCCCUCAUCAUCAGCGCCAACCACACCUCUAGGCAAAGGCCAUGCACAUAAUCCGCUAGAAGAUACGCUCUUCCUCAACAUUGGCACGGGUGAGGACUUCCAACCCGAGCCUGAAGACGGAUGCAUCGUCUCGGAAUCCCCCUCAAACGUCGAUAUCAACGUCUACGAGACAGCCUAUGAAGAAGAAGUGCAACGCAUCAUCGCCCAGCGCCGCGAACAAUUCGCCGCCACCGCCGCCGCCGCCAACCGCCGUCCCACUCUCUAUCUUACACGCCGUGUCGAAAACGUCAAAUCCAUCCGCGACAGCGACGCCAUCUUCGAUGAGGGUCAGGAUCUUCGUCAGAAUAUCAAGGUUAGCUUGAAAUCCUUUGUUACCAAGACUAAAGAAGAUAUUGAGGCGAGAGGUGAAUUGCAGAAGAUUCAAGAUGGCAAGGAGGGGAAGCUUAGUAGGACUAUGCGGAAUGUGAGGGAGGCUAAGAGGCUGGUUGAGGAGGCGCGCGAGAGAGUCAAAACGGAAGAGCGGGACCGUGAGCGCGAGAGGAGUAGAAGCGCAACUCCUGUUCUACGCACCAACAGUUCUGCUAGUGUCCUCAGUCGGAGCGGGACACCGGUUGGGAGUUGA